Molecule: messenger RNA, 1299 nt
Organism: Panicum hallii
Lineage: Eukaryota; Viridiplantae; Streptophyta; Magnoliopsida; Poales; Poaceae
Product: protein EI24 homolog
Exons: 11
Coding region: 20-1051 (343 amino acids)
Biological process (GO): macroautophagy
Cellular component (GO): endoplasmic reticulum
Source: RefSeq, a predicted model, not a curated record
CUUCGAAUCGAAUCGUCCGAUGAUUGCCGAUCAAAUAAAUCAUGCUCGAGAAGCAAAUCCGAACGAGAGACGCUUCCCCUUCCCCUCGCAGAUGGAGUCGCUUGCGUCGCAAGCGAGGCCGGCGGCGGUGCUCUGGCUCGCCGGCUUCCUCCAGGCCGCGCGCCUCCACCGGGUUGUCUCCUUCUGCGCCAGCUCGAGGGCACUAUCCAUCAGGAUCGCACAGUGCUUCCUGCUGAACGGCCUCAUCUUCCUGGGGAGCUUGCUAACCCUGAAAUCGGUGGUCAUUCCAACUCUAUUGUGGAUUCUACCUGAGCAAUGCAAUCAAAUGGGUGGACAACAUCUUUGUGAUCACAAGGCAGCUAUAGCUAUUUAUUCAUUCUUACGCUCGGGCCUUGUUGAGAUUUUUUAUGUAUUUUGGUUUUAUCCACUUUACGUCUUCAGCUUCAUAUUAAGUACGCUUUGGUAUAAUGACAUUGCCAAGCAUGCUUUGGAUGUUGUGAAAAGGAAGAGCCUAGAUUCGACUCGAGCGUUGAAUGCUCACAACAUAACUGAACCAGGAGACCAACCUGAAGGAUUUGACAGGGUUGCCCUUGGUAUAGGGGAACAGGUCUAUUCAAUCCUCCUUUUGACCAUUUUCUUUGUUGAGGUUUCAGUGAUUGGUUAUGUACCGUACUUUGGCAAGGCAAUGAACUUCCUGCUCCUGUCAUUAAUGUAUGCCUACUACUGCUUCGAGUACAAGUGGAACUUCUUUGCAGUGAGUCUGAAUAACAGGCUUGAGUUCUUUGAAUCAAAUUGGGCCUUCUUUGCUGGAUUUGGGGCUCCAUGUGUCCUUCCAAUUUUCUUCUUCUCUCCUCUUACAAGUUAUGGACUUAUGGCCAUACUUUACCCGUUGUUUGUCUUGACUGCUGCAGGCACUCAAGCUGAGCAAGUGAUUGAUGAACUGAAACCUACACACGAAGGGAAACUACAAAGAAUACCUGUGUUCUUCGUGGCAAAGCGACUAACGACACAGGUACUGCAGCUGUUUCCAGCGGUGCAGAAAGAAGAAUGAAAGAUCCACAGGAAUAGUCAAGGAAAGAUGACACUGCGUUGUGCUUAUCACAACGCCGCGGUUUCAAAGAAGACACUGCGUUGUGCUUGUCACAACACCGCUUGUCGAUAAGCUGCAUGCCUCUCCAUAAUGCGGAAUGGGCUGUGUAUAUCUUCGCCACACUGUAAAUACCCUGUAACAUUGCUGUUGUAACAUACAUUUCUGCUAAAUGGAAGCUUUGAGGAAAAAAUAAAGUUCCACUUUGUCCA